Messenger RNA from Paramisgurnus dabryanus, 3482 nucleotides. RefSeq lists its product as uncharacterized. Gene Ontology annotation, biological process: DNA integration; DNA recombination. Gene Ontology annotation, molecular function: DNA binding. NCBI's taxonomy places the organism in Eukaryota, Metazoa, Chordata, Actinopteri, Cypriniformes, Cobitidae. The record is from RefSeq and is a predicted model, not a curated record.
CACCUGUGAAGACCACAUCAUCGUCCUCUUCUCCUGUGCAGCCCUCAUCACCUGUGAAGACCACAUCAUCAUCCUCUUCUCCUGUGCAGCCCUCUACACCCUUGCCCUGUGCUGCUUCCACCCCUGUGAUUUCCUCAUCAAAGGUGUCUGAGACACUGUCUUUAAUGGAGAUGCACUCAUUAAGGCAAUCAAGAAAAAGACAGUAUUCUGGGAGUGCCUACAGUGAUUCAGAUGUUACGGAUUACAGUGAUGUUGACUACAUACCCCAGUUCAGCUCAGAUGAAUCAGAUGGAAGUGCUUCUGGACAAAGCAAGGCUGAAAGGAGUUCAGAUGGAUCAAACAAUAAGUCUGAAUGUAGUGAUCCUAGACCCAACAAACGUUUAAGACAUACUAAAUCACCCCUUUCAAAAAGGAAAGCUGAAGAGGCAGGUAUUUCAUCUGCCAAUUGUAUGACAGCAAUGUCAUCAAAAAGGAUGACAUGCCAAACUGAAGAGACCGAAACCUCAUCUGACAAAAAGACUUUGGUUCAGUCAAUGCCAUCACCACAAAAAAAGAGCAGGUCAUAUAACAAAAAACAGUAUUGCCUUUAUUGCUCUAAGCCAUAUGCAAAAAUGGCAAGACACCUUGAGUUUGUACAUCGCAAUGAAGUAGAGGUUGCAAAGGCUGUAGCUUUCCCAAAACGUUCCAAAGAACGAAGAGUCCAGUUAAACCUUCUUAGAAAAAGGGGCAACUUUGCCCACAACACAGAUGUGGUGAGAAAAGGGGAAGGUGAGAUGAUUGCCUGCUACCGUCCAAAAAAGUGCAAAAACCCCUAAGAAUUUAUCCACUGUAUUCACUGUCAAGGCCUUUACAACAAGCUCAGCCUAUGGAAACCCAUUAAAAACUGUCCACUUAAACCGAAGGAUGAUGAAGCUCAGGGCAGAAAAAGAGUAAGAUCUCUUUGUGCCUUAAAAACACCUGUUGGCUUAGAGGUGAGUAAAGGUUUCAAGAAAGUACUUUCCCUGAUGAACUAUGACGAAGUUUCACGGGUGAUUCAUAGUGACAGAUGCAUCAUGCAACUGGGAGAGCACAUGUUUAACAGGAUGGGAUCUGAUGUGACCAAACAUGACUACAUCCGACAGAAAAUGAGAGAAGUUGGCAGACUUCUUCUUGAAGCAAGAAGGAUAACCCCACUGAAAACAAUGGAGAACUUCAUGAUACCAGCAAACUUCAAACAUGUCAUAUCAGCUGUGAAAGUUGUGUCUGGCUUUGACGAAGAGAAGAACUCUUACCGCAUUCCCUCUUUAGCCCUCAAACUUGGACAUUCUUUAAAAAAGAUCUGUAGCAUUGUUGAAAGUAAUGCGAUGAUGUAUGGAGACCAUGAGCGUGCUGAGUGUGCUCGAGACUUCAGAAAAGUACACGAAGCAAGGUGGAAUGAAUACAUUUCUGCUGGUGCUAUAACUACAUUGAAGGAAGCCAAGUGGAAUGCACCACAGAUCAUUCCUUUCACUCAGGAUGUCAAAGUCCUGCACGCACAUCUAGAAAAGAAACGGGAUAAAUUCCUUAAUAAACUUAAAAACUGCCCCUCUGCAGACAGCUAUGCUGCUUUGGCCAAAGUCACACUCUCCCAAGUUAUCCUGUUCAAUAGACGAAGAGAAGGUGAGGUGUCACGGAUGCUUUUGUCAGCUUUUCAAAGCCGGGAUUCUUCUGAGCUGCAUGAAGACAUAGCCAUCUGUCUUUCUGAGUUCGAGAGGAAGCUGUGUAAACACUUUACCAGAGUAGAGAUCCGUGGUAAGCGAGGGAGAAAGGUCCCUGUCCUCCUCAAACCUUCAUUGGUUUCUGCCAUGGAGCUGCUUGUUGAAACACGUGAGGCUUGUGGUGUCCCAAAUGAGAAUCCUUUUAUGUUUGCCAGAUCUGGUGCAAUGUCUGCCUACAGAGGAGGAGAGUGCAUAAGUAAAGCUGCUCGUGAAUGUGGCAUUAAGAAUCCUGAAGCUCUUUCCUCAACCAGGCUCAGGAAACACAUAGCUACCAUGUCAAAGAUUCUCAACCUUGAUGAAAAUGAAGCAGAUCAACUGGCUGAUUUUCUCGGUCACGAUAUAAGGAUCCACAGACAGUAUUACCGGUUACCAGAGGGGACAUUGCAGCUGGCAAAAAUGAGUAAGGUCUUAAUGGCAAUGGAGAAAGGAACACUGUCCAGCUUUAAAGGAAAGAGACUUGAUGACAUUGAAAUCGACCCAAAUGAGCAACUUGAGGCCGAAGGUGAUACAAUGUCAAGUGAUGAAGAGGAUUGUAGUGACCUACCUCAGACAACAUCACCAGUACCAGCAGAGACUGAUCAACCAUCUGCUUCACAGAAAGAUCAAGGUUCAUCAAUACCUCCAAAAAGAAAAUGGGAAGAAGUUGAGGUAAAAGCUGUUGAAAAACACAUGAUGAAGUUCAUAAAGACAUGCAAAGUUCCUGGUAAGCAAGACUGCGAGAGAUGCAUUCACGCAGAGCCAGAAGCCUUGAAGGAACGUACGUGGACUGGUGUGAAAAAUUAUGUGCGAAACAGGAUCACCACUUUAAAAAAACAGGGUGGAUUAUAGGGGAGCAAAUUAAAAACACUUUUUUUCUUUUUACUGUAAUAAACAGAGCAUGGUGAGGAAAAGUUGCCAUGUUACAAAAACAUAAAAUAAUGAAUGCCUUUUCUAGAAUAACUUUUUAACAUGUUUAGGGCUGCAAAAUGAUGAAUUAUGACUAAUCGUUUGCAGAAUAAAAGUUUUUUUUUACAUCAUAUGUGUGUAUACUGUGUAUAAUAAUUAUCUAUAUAUAAAUACACACACAUGCAUGUUUAUAUUUAAUAAAUAUUUACAUGUGUAUAUACAUUUUUAUGUUUAUAUGUAAUUUAUAUUAUAUAAACACUUAAAAUAUAAAUAGAUUUUGUUUCUUCAAAUUAUACAUUCAUGUGUGUGUAUGAGCUACAUAAUUAUUAUACACAGUAAACACAUAUAUGAUGUAAACAAAAGCUUUUCUUCUGCAAACGAUUCAUCAUUUUGUAUGUUUGUAAUAUAUAAUAGGUUCCUUUCAGACAAACUGUCUUUAUACUUUACACAUCAUGCUCUGUUUUUUAAAAAUGAGUGAAAAUAGUAAGGAAGAGUAAAGGUGUAUGAAGAGGGAGAAUUUGUUUGAGUACAGGAGGAAACAGAAUAUUAAUGAGGUAAGCAAGACAGGAGAAGAGAGAGGAUUGAAUGUAAUGGUAAGACGAUAAUUUCUGUAAAAAGCUGAGGAAAGCAAAAAGAACAAGCUGCACUGACAAAUGUCUCAUUUUCAUUCUUUGUUUACAUGCAUGUUUACAUGUUGUUAUAUGUUUACAUGUUGCUAUUUUUUCUGUCAACAUAUUCUGUUCUAUAUGCACUUUUAAAAUAUGUCAGUAUUGUUUAUUUCCUUUAAUUGUAAUUACAAUUGUUCAAUGUAGACAGAAGUUAAUUGAGUGAACUGAAAGUAAAGAGAUAAAAGGAGGAGCA